Oncorhynchus tshawytscha (Chinook salmon) is the source of this 1924-nucleotide messenger RNA. RefSeq names its product ras-related protein Rab-19. The record is from RefSeq and is a predicted model, not a curated record. Gene Ontology annotation, molecular function: GTP binding; GTPase activity. Gene Ontology annotation, cellular component: trans-Golgi network. The transcript has 3 exons. Lineage: Eukaryota; Metazoa; Chordata; Actinopteri; Salmoniformes; Salmonidae. The coding region runs from base 521 to 1168 and encodes 215 amino acids.
AUACAACCUAUCCUAAAUGUAAAUAAAAAAGUUCCAGCACAUUGAGGAAUAACAUGUUAUAUGUGAUGUUGUUUCUACUGUGACGGAAUCUGUUGGAGGUCAACAUUUUAUUUAGUGUGUAAUGAACUCUGAACCUGAGGAAAUACCUGAAGCGGUGCCGAGUAGAGAACACUUGUAGAGGAUAUAGACUACUGAAGCCUUAUCUUCAAUACUUCUUCAGCAAUGUAUUUUCUGUGUAACUACCAUUUUCUGUUUUGUUUAUUCAGUUCCCCAAGACUGAAUAAGUAAAAAGGGCACAGUUCCAAGUAUGAAAUAUUCAUGUACUUCUUUAGCUCCUCUUGAGGAAGAGUUCUCCCCAUGUUUCUGAGUGGGAUGUGACCAAUCUCUGUCAACAGUUUCAACUGUUAUUGAUGCAUCUAACAACAUACAGAGUAGAGAACCAGUUCUGUCACUGCUGCAGGGCAUCUCAGCCUGGCCCUAGUUUAGUGGUGUCUGACUGGCCCUGUGGUGAUCCCUUACCAUGCAGUCCUCUGUGCCAGAACAGGACGACUCCUUUGACUUCCUUUUUAAGAUUGUCCUGGUGGGAGACUCAGACGUGGGGAAGACCUGUGUGGUCCAGAGAUUUAAGUCUGGUGUCUUCAUGGAGAAACAGCAGAACACUAUCGGGGUGGAUUUCACUGUCAGAACCAUGUUCAUCAAUGGCAGGAAUGUCAAGCUGCAGGUGUGGGACACAGCUGGACAGGAACGUUUCCGCUCAAUCACCCAGAGUUAUUACCGCAGCGCCCAUGGCGCCAUAGUGGCCUACGAUAUCACACGCCGGCCAACCUUUGACUCUUUGACACACUGGAUCCAGGAAGUGGAACAAGACGGGGCUGCAAGCGUUGUGCUCAUACUCAUUGGGAACAAGUCAGACCGGCAGGCGGAGAGACAGGUGCUGUUUGAGGAUGCCUGUACCCUGGCUGAGGGGCGGGGUGCGCUGGCCGCCCUGGAGACCUCUGCGAAGGAGGCCCAGAAUGUGGAGGCAGCCUUCAUGCUCAUGGCCCGGGAGCUGAUGGUGAGGAACGGCCUCGCGCUCACAGACCAACACUCAAAGGCCUCCCCACACUUCUUCCCAAACUCCCAUCCAAUCCAUGGCACGGAUCCUACAAACAGGGAGUCAUGUUGUUGAGAGAAUUGACAGGAAGCGUGGGAGAGGGUUUGUGGUGCUGAUAACUUGGAAUCAACAUCACCUACAGUCCCUUGACACUUGCAGAUGUAAAGCCACAAAGCCCACUCAUUUUUGACUGCUUACUUCUACAGGUGCUGUCAAGAAGUAUGCUUCGGGAUAGGGGAUGAGUGUACUAUAUUGUGUGGAUGUGAUAUGAGUACUCUACUGAUAAUGGCAACUGUCACUGAGUUUUCCAGUAGUUUAAACAUGGCUGCCAGUAGUCAAACACUUGUUACCAGUACUUAAUGUUAAGUAUCCCUUGCCACCUGUGGCUUAUUGUAUAUGGGGGGGAAUUAUGUAUUCACCUUAUGUUGGAUAUGUAACAAUUAUUUACAUAAACAGUGAGAUAUUUUUAUCCUGCUAAUGCUGAGUGUUAUGGUGUCCACUCUAACUUCCCAGAGAUAAAGCCUACAGCUGGCCUUCCAGGGACAGGAUGUGGGGAGGUUGUAACUGUUAGUAGAAUAAAGGCCUCAAUGGUUCUUAAACAUCCUGGCCUGGGAAAUUAGGCCAGGGUCGGGGGUUAACAUAACGCCAGCAGAAAAUAAAGACAGGAUGGGCUCAUGGUGCCCCCCCCCAAUCUAUAUGGGAGGGGUGGAACCAAGCAUUCUGGGUAUUAGCUAUAUGAACUGCAUUGUCUGUAUGAUUCAGACUCUUGGCCUAACAGUCUCAUUAUUGCAAUAAUUAAUAUUAAAUAAAGAUGAUUGUUUGAAGAAAUGA